AUGGCGGAGCGGCUGCUGCUGCGGGCGCGGCGGGGCGGUCGCGGGACCCGCUCGGUGUCGCUCCGCGGGAUGCAGCUGCAGCGCGUACCCCGGGGCCUGGCGAGCCUCCCGGGGCUGCGGGCCCUGAGCCUGCGCGACAACGAGCUGCGCUGUCUGCCCGUCGAGCUGGGCGGCCUGAGCCGGUUGACGGAACUAAAUUUGGGAAACAAUAUCUUUGAGGAAGUUCCAGAACAGCUGAAAUAUCUCAGUUCACUGCAAAAGCUUCACUUGUUUGGAAAUAAAAUUACUACAAUAUCACCCACAAUAUUUGAUGGAUUAGAAAAAUUGAUAUUUCUCAAUCUGAACAACAACAAGCUUAAAUAUCUUCCUCCAGAAAUACACAGAUUAGAAAAUCUUGAAAACAUGAUCUUAAACAAUAAUCAGCUAGAAAGUAUUCCUAAAGAGCUAUGUUCCUUGCAAAAGCUCUCAGAACUCCAUCUAUCCCACAAUUGUCUCAUCACAGUACCUGAAGAGAUUGGAUACAUGAUGAAUCUCAGAAUGCUGUGCCUGUCAAGAAACCAAAUAGGAGUGCUCCCUGACGGCCUUUGCAAACUGAGAAAACUACGAAUUCUAGAUGUAGCAGGGAACAAAAUUCAGAUUUUCCCAGUAGCAAUGGAGGACCUUAUGCUGAUGGAACUUUACUGUGAAGAUAAUCCAUUGCUCCAGAAACAGCCUGUUUCUGCCAUACAAGAGGAAGAAGUUUGGUCUCUUAAGGAAAUAGCUGCAAGAUUUAUUUUCAGUCAGUUAACCAAAGAAGACUCCAUUCUACAUACUGCAGUAAAACAGAACUUGGAAGCAUGCAAUAUACUUUCCAAAAAACAAGAGUGUGCUCAGUGUGGGCAAGGAUUCCUGAAUAUAUGGCUGGAGUGCGUACGUUUUGUGAAUGUCAGACAGAAAAUGAAGAUAAGCAGAAACGUGCACCUCUUGCCUGUAAGGACAUUGCUGUGCUCUUACAAAUGCUUUAACCAUCCUGGCCAUGGAUUCUUUGGAAUUGCUGUACCAUAGAGCAGGCAAGGAAUUCACUCAGUACAUCAGUCAGAUUGCCCUCUUUGGCAUUGUUUACCCUUACCCAAGAGCUAGUUCUUAGAAUUCAGUAUUGUGUCUGUUCUCAAUGUAAAAUAUACGGUAUAUUAUGGAGAGAUAAUGAAUUACAAAGAAAUGAUCUCCAUAUACAUAAUUAUUCCGCACAACUGUGUGAUGCUGAUGUUUUUUGGCAGACUUAACACAACUUCUAAAAGUGGAUGAAUUAAACCAAUGAAAUUGUUUAAAUAUGACGCAGAGUUUUAUAGUGCAAAUUGUAAACAGACAUUGUAUUGUGGCUUCUUUGACAGAUGUCUUAUGUUCUAAUGUGAAAUUAUUAUGAAAAUUUGUUUUUCUGAGAAUUUAGGAUCAAAUUUUAAAGCUUCAAAGAAAUAUAUGGAGACGUCAAAGUGAUUCUUUAUAUAUUCUUUCAUUGCCAUUAUAAAUCCAGCUUUGUAGAAGUUUGUAACUUGGCACACAAGUGUCUUAGCACAGGAGCAAAUAUGUAUGAGUGCUUUAAUAAUGAAAAAGAUGACCAGUUUAAGAUUUUUGUUUUUUUUGCAUAAAACAAUUUUAAUUUUUAAAGAGGCACUUAUGCCUCAUGGAAAACUUUGAGAAAACAUUCUAUAUAGAAGCAAUUCUUAGAUGUUUUAUUUUUGUGGUUUCUUUUCUUCCCUGCUUUCUGAUCCCUUUGGAUGUUUUUAGAUUAAAACAGGCAUUUUUAAAUCUUCCUCCCCUAAAUUUAUACUCCUCUGUUAAUGUCAUAAACCUGUCCUUUGCAAUUAAUUAUAAUGUUACAAACAGGGUCCCUUGUUCUGGAAAGUGCUUAAGCAUGUGCCUAAAUGUAAGCACAAGCAGUCCUAUUGAUUUCAGUGGGACUGUUCAUUUGUUGAAAGUUAAGGAUGUGGUUAGGUACCUUUCUGCAUUUGGUCCAGAAUUAUUUCAGGUGAGAAUAAUAAGCAGGAACAGUCACAUACUUAAAGAGCAAAGACUGUUUUUAAACAAUUUGUUGCCUAGGAGUAAAGAACAAGUUAACAAAUACCAAAAAACAAGCAGAAUUUUCUCUAAAUAGAAUAUUUUUGUGAUUUUUACAUUUCUGUGAGGCACCGGUGGAGCACCAAAAAACAUUUCUCAAGAACUUUAUCUCUAAUAUGGUGUACUCACUUUCAAGUGAAAUUCAUUGCAGACAGAGGAUGUAUCAUGGAAGCAGUACAAUAAUACUGUGCAGAUAGUAGUGGGCACAGUCUGAGUGAAGGGAGGAUUCACCAUACCUCUCUGAAAGUACAAACAAGAAGGAGGGCAUUGAGGAUAGGCUAGGGAACAAACUACCACAUCUGUGCAUAUGCAGAUUCAGUGACUCGGAACCCCUUAUAGAAGCUGCGAAAGGACUCCAUCCUCCACAGUUUCCAGGUAGGACAGUCUUACAGAAUGUGAUCACUCAAUCUGUGAGAGAAUUCCACUGUUAUUACAUUAUCAAAAAUGAGGAAACAGACGUAGAUGGAACACUGAAUGCUGAAAUUCUGCUCUUUCACAUGGACAGGAGCAUCUGCUUUGCAUUGCACACACGUGGUAUACAUACUAAAUAUGUUCUAAAUACACAUUUACAUCAUAGGUCUCGACUGUCCUAUUAAAUAACUAAUGCUGUGAAUGAAUCACUGCCUGAUCAAUCUUUCUGUUGUAUUUUCUCAGUUAAUAGGCACUUCAGAGAAACAUUUGGUUAGUUUGGUUUUAAAAUCAUUUGUUUUUUAAAUAAUUCAGUUUGACACAAAUUGUCUGAAGCAAGAAAAGUUAAAUUCAAAGCUGCCUUAGCUGCCUCCUUUUAUUGCAGUGGAGUUAUUCAUACUUGGCUUCUAAUACAAUGUGUGCUGCAUUUUUUCCUUGGCCUUUUUGGCUAAGAUCCAGACUAAUAUUGGUUUAAUAUCUGUAAACAUCCUCUUUUGGGGAACACUACAUAAAGUUUCCAACAGGAUGGAUUCAAUGAGCUAAUAGAUUUGUCCUGUCUUUAAUUAUAAUAGUUGUAUUGUGAAGGCAUAAGAAGAUGAGUUAAGCAGUAUCAGCCUUAACUUUGAAAAACCUCACUGUCACUUAGUGCCUUGUGUGUUAAUUUCUUUGUGCAAUUCUGUCUGUGAAAUACGUGAUAAGAUGAACAGAACACUUCCUCAACCUAGAAAUGCUCUCCAAGUACCCAAUGAAACUACAGCUUCAAGAAACUAAAAAUGCAUAUGUGCAAGUUGUAUUUAUGGCCUCCCUUUGUCUCCAGGGAAGGGAGUGAGACACCAGUGACCUUCAUGAAGAUUUGUUUGGGCGUGAAUGGGAUGGCACAAUCCUUGGGAACACACUUUCCCUUUAGAGAGAGAAGGAUUCCAUUGGUGGUGUCCAUUUGGUGCAUUGUGUAAUCAUGCUGCAGGGCAGAAUCAGUGACUGCUUCUGAAGAACACCCUCUUCUGCUUAAAUCAGCGUGACUAAUACAUGCUGUGCUUAUGCUGAUGUCUGUGAUGUGCGGACAUCACGCUCCAUGCUAGCAGAUGAAACAGGAGAAGAAUACUUUUGUGUAUUUUUGUAAAGAUUCAUCUGAAGAUAAUAAUAGUGACCAUGACACAGAAUAUUCCAUGGGGAUUAAUAGGAUUGGGGGACAUCUACAACUCUCAGCUAGUCCUUGACUCUCAAAUAGCAUUUGUUAUUACGUCUGUCUCCCAGCAAUGUUUUUCCCCUGGAAUAUCUGUGGGCGUCACAAAUCACAAACAUCCUGUUAAACUCCCAUUUAAAUACAGUCAAAACUCCCUUGUAUUCAGUGGGAGCAGGUUCUUCAUACCCCAAGCCGUGAGCCCUGUGGAAGUAGUAUUUGCCUCCACCUUAACUAAGAAUCUCAAACUACUAUAGGUAAGUGAAAUCCAGCAGGUCUGAUGUAAACUGAUGGAGAGUGUGAAAAAUGAAGGUUCACCUGCUAUUUAAGUUCCAAAGGGUAUUUUACUUCCUUUGAUGUUUUUCCCAGAUGUCUUUCUGCCAUGCAGGCCUCAUGUAGCACAGAAGGAUUUUCAAUAAUCUUGCUGCUCCUGCUAGCAGGAAUUAAUAAAAAGGAAUGAACCAAUAUGGAUUAUCAUUGUUCCUUUCACUGUGCAGUUUAUAUGGCUAACUAACGAUGCUUGUAUAUCAAUGCCUCUGUGAUGCGACUUGUGUAACCUCAGUGUUACAAUAGGCAAAGAAAAGAAAGAGUUGUAAAUGCCUAAGUACACUGAAGUGUCACCACUGUGGUGUCAUCAUAGGGCCCCUGGACAUAGCUCAAAGGGCCUUCAUAGGACUCUUAGUAAGAAAUAUAGUUUCACAUAAUAACCAAGGAAAG
Messenger RNA from Mauremys mutica (yellowpond turtle), 4399 nucleotides. It is a transcript of the gene LRRC69, whose product is annotated as leucine rich repeat containing 69. NCBI's taxonomy places the organism in Eukaryota, Metazoa, Chordata, Testudines, Geoemydidae. Gene Ontology annotation, molecular function: protein binding. The transcript is spliced from 8 exons. The coding region runs from base 1 to 1044 and encodes 347 amino acids. The record is from RefSeq and is a predicted model, not a curated record.